This is a messenger RNA of Ruditapes philippinarum (Manila clam), 900 nucleotides long. RefSeq lists its product as uncharacterized. The transcript is spliced from 4 exons. Lineage: Eukaryota; Metazoa; Mollusca; Bivalvia; Venerida; Veneridae. The annotation marks the transcript as partial. The record is from RefSeq and is a predicted model, not a curated record.
ACUUAAUUUCGCGUAUACCUAAUUGAUCGUUUCCGAACGUUAAAGAAGAAUGUUUUAGUUGUGAGUGUAGCGUAAUUAUUAAAACGUCAGAUAUUAGCUUUAAACAGGAUUAUGGAGUGCGACAUCACGAGGUAAAAGGUAUAAGAGGUUUUCGGGAUAUCGAACUUUAUAAAGGGUAAUGAAUACGUAAUAUCUAUAAAUAGACAAUGGUGUGAUUUGUUGAAUUUUCAUUUGUUGCGAAUAUAAUAGCUUCAUACUUACUGUUUUAAGUUUUCUUUCAUCUGUUGUUCUACUGUGAUUAAAUAUGAAAUUCAUAUUUAAACAUUUGGAAUGAAGACAUUUUAAAGAUGAACCUUGUGCACCUACUUGUUUCAUAACACUGUGAAUGGAUUAAAGAAGAUACAUUUCCAUAUAUUGAUAAAGAAUAGAUGGCUGCACAACAUACAGAACCAGAAAUGGAGGUUUGGCGAAACGUCUUCGAUCAAAACACCAGGAAGCUUAAAAUGUAUCUCAUCCCCGAUGAAAUCAUUCACCUGGACACUGGGUUCGAAUUAUUCUCCUUCACUGACAUUCGGGAUAUUAAGGAAGAGACAAAUACAACAAAGAAAAACGAAGCAAUUUUAACAAAAGUAAGAUCAAAAGGCGAAGAUGCUUACAAAGACUUCAAAGAACGUCUUAAAAUUACAAAUCAAAGCAAGCUUGCAGAUCUUUUGACUUAUACAGAGAGGGGAUUAAGUACAGAGGAGAUAGAGCAACAACUGGACAAAAUGUUAAAAGAACAAAUAACACGUACGGAAUAUGAUAAACAAAAAAGAGAUGAAACAAGGCAGGACAGACAGAAGAAAGGAAACAUUUUUCAGAGGUUUUUUGAGAGGAGACGUUAUAACCGGAUGAAAACAA